Zingiber officinale is the source of this 1259-nucleotide messenger RNA. RefSeq lists its product as uncharacterized. Gene Ontology annotation, molecular function: ubiquitin binding. The record is from RefSeq and is a predicted model, not a curated record. The transcript is spliced from 5 exons. Bases 198 to 980 code for a protein of 260 amino acids. Lineage: Eukaryota; Viridiplantae; Streptophyta; Magnoliopsida; Zingiberales; Zingiberaceae.
GAACGAUUUAUUAAAUCGAACGGUGGCGAGCGAAACAGAUGUGGCGAUCGCUGUUUGGGAGAUCGGAAGAAGGGGGAGAAGCGGCAUCGAGCUGUUCGGAAGAAGCGAUCGACGGCCAGCGAAGCGGUGGGAGCUGAAGGAGGAGGAAAGAGGGCGGAGUUGGGCGGGCUUCGAUCGAAGCCAGCAGCGUGGCUGCCAUGUCUGCGGGGAUCUGCGGGAAGCGCCUAGGGUUGGAGGAAAUCUUCGGAUCUCCGGCAUCGCCGCCUCCGUCAGCCAAGAGAUCGCGCUGCAGUCGCUACGGAUCUGAGGAUACACUCUCCGUGCUCCUCCGCAUGUUCCCCUCCAUGGAUCGGGAGGUUGUUGAAACAGUUUUGAAUUCUCACGAUCACAAAAUUGAUGAUGCUAUUAAAAGUCUCCAUGCUUUGUGCCUUGGUGAUGGUUCUGUGAAUGUUGAAGGAAUUAACUCUAUUUUACAAUCAAGUGACAACACUGUGCAAGGUGUUCUCAAGUCUCAGACAUUUGAAGGGAAUGCUGAAGUCUCUCAGAACAAGGGAAGUUGCCAACCAGAGGAAUCACAAAACGGGACUUCUUGGGGCGAUGUAUUUGUAAAGGAAAUGAUGAAUGCCUCAGACUGGAAUGAUGUCCGAACUCGUGCUAUGAAAACCUUGGAAGUAUUCGAAAGAGACAUCGUUACUCGAACAACAGCAUACAUGGAGAAAGAGAACAAUUCCUUGAAAGAGCAACUGCAGUGUUUAUUAAGAGACAAUCAAAUCCUAAAGAGGGCUGUUGCGGUCCAGCAUGAAUGCAGUUUGGAGCAUGAGGAGAAGAUUAAGGAGGUGCAGCAUUUGAAGCAAGUGAUUAGCCAGUAUCAAGAGCAAGUCCGAGCAUUAGAGAUGAGUAACUAUACAUUGAAGGUCCAUCUUCAGAAAGCGCAAGACGCCAGUUCCAUGCCAGGCCGUUUCCAUCCAGACAUUUUCUAGGUUUAUUCCUUCAAUUGCAUGCCUGUAAUCCUGAAGUAUCUCUCGCAGAAAUUAGUUAUAUAGGUACAGCAGGUGCAAAGGGGAGCCUUUGUGUUAUGAAGAAAGCCUUUGUUGGUUUUGUAAUAGACUAUUUAUAUCAUCUUCCUUGGCAUUCGAAUCACGUUAUAGAGGGAUCAAAGUUAUUCUUGUUUGUUUAAAUUAACAAGUUCUUGUGGAUGCCAAUAGGUUUGUCUGAUUAGAAUGCUGAUGAAAGCUUGAAUUAAAUUGUUUCCAAUGUUA